Molecule: messenger RNA, 4086 nt
Organism: Ilex paraguariensis (yerba mate)
Lineage: Eukaryota; Viridiplantae; Streptophyta; Magnoliopsida; Aquifoliales; Aquifoliaceae
Source: the annotation of a GenBank genome assembly
CUACCUACUGGUCAGCCGUAGAGAAAAUAUAAGCACAGAGAUAAGAAGGAAAGAAAAGAGAAAAUCCUUGUUCUAUUGCGGAAGAAGAGCUCUCUCUCUCUCUCUCUCUCUCUCACACUCUACAUCCUUUCUCGCUUUAACUAAGCCAGCUCUCUCCUUCUCUAUCAUCCACAUAAUCAGUGAAUUUAGGGUCUUCAGUGUUGUUUUGUGAUGGAAAAUGGGGUUGGGAUUGUUGAUGGGUCUCAUUUGGGAGAGAAGAAAGGUGUGGAAGAUGAAGUUUUGGAGUUGAGAGCAGAGGAAAAGGCUGUAAUUGGGUCGGAUGGAUCUAAAGAUUCAGAAGAAGAUGAAGUGUUUGAGGAGGCGGUUGAGGCAGAGACGCCAACAGUUGAUUCAGAGGAGCUUGCUGUAACUAAAGGUGGUAAUGUUGAGAAAACUGGGAAUUUGGGUGGUUCUUUGGAAGUUGAUGAGAAGUUGGAUGUAGCACAUGAGACUGAGAAGUUUGAAGAGGCAAUUGGAGUUCCCACUGAGAUUCACAAUCCUGAGGAGGCGGCUCCUGUUGUCAUUGGGGAGAAGGGGGGAGGUUCCAUAGGCCUGGAGCCUGUUGAUGAGGCUCCUGUGAAGGGGAUGGAGGAGGAGCGUAGUCCCUCCGAGGAAGUUGUGAGGGAUUUGUUAAGUGGGUUGGAGAAUGAUAAAAAUGAAUCUGAUGUUGGUGCUGCUGAUAAAAUACAAACUCUGGAAGAUAGAGAUGAGGUGUAUGAGAAUUCCGGUCUUGUGCUUGAGAGGCUGGAACUUGGGGUUUCGAAUAAUGUGAAUUUGGAAGGACUACUGGUCGGUGAAAACAAAUCUGAUGUUGGUGCUACUGGUAAAAUAGAAGCUCUGGAAGAUAGAGAUGAGGUGUAUGAGAAUUCCAGUCUUGUGCUUGAGAAGCUGGAACAUGGGGUUUCAAAUAAUGUGAAUUUGGAAGGACCACUGGUCAGUGAAAACUCAGAUGAUGGAGAUGUUGACAAGCAGGAAAUGCUGGUUGAGGACAAAUUAGAAACUAGAGAUGCCAACAAGGUGAAGGGAGGUGAUACUGAUUCUCAGCAAAAUGUUGAAUCCAGCGGAGAGAUUUUGCAUCUAGCAGAAAAGAAUGUGGAAGUAAAUCCAGCAUCUGGUAUUUUGGAGUCUGAACAUCAAAAUGACAAGAGUGGGGAACUGGAAGAUGCUUCAGCUGGCCUUUACUCUGAGCAUCAAGUUGACAAUAUUGAAGAACUAAAGGACGAUGUGGUGGACCUAAACACUGAAGAACUGAAAGAUGAGAGUAAGCAACUGAAAGACGAAGCUUGGGCUAGACCAAAUGCGGGGCAUCAGGAUGACAAUGGUGAAGAACAGCAGGACAUUUCGGUUAAUAUGGAUUUAAAAGAUCAAGUUGACAGGAAUCGAGAACUGAACGAUACCUCAGACAUCAUUGAGUUGGAGAAUUGUGGUGGAAACUGCAAACAGGAAGAUAACCUUCAUACUUCAGUGGAGGAAAGGAGGGUAAGUACCGAGGUUCCCUCUGAACCUUCUCUGGGGAAUGCUAUUGAGAAGGAUGAGAAGAAUCAAACUCCCACUGCUGAUUUGGGAGCUGAAAAUUCUAAGGGUCCUCAAUCUCAACUUGCAGUGUCAAAUGUUGCAGUUUCCAAUGGUGAGGCAGAGGAGCCUGAAAAGAAAGGAGCAAAAGAUGAGGGGAUGAAGCAAAGCCCUCCAGAAAAUAGAGAACAAGAGAUCAGGCCUGUGGCAGGCGUUCCUUCGUUCCCCAGGAGAUCUUCAAAUUCCGCUUCCACUCCUGCUCGUCCUGCUGGUCUUGGCCGUGCUGCCCCUCUAUUGGAGCCUGCUCCGCGAAUAGUACAGCAGCAUCAGGUAAAUGGAUCAGCAUCCUCGUUGCAAAACCAGCUGAUUGAAGACCCAACAAAUGGAGAGGCGGAGGAAAACGAUGAGACCCGUGAAAAACUCCAGAUGAUACGGGUCAAAUUCUUGCGCCUUGCUCAUAGGCUUGGGCAGACUCCCCAUAAUGUUGUUGUUGCUCAAGUUUUGUAUAGGCUGGGAUUAGCGGAGCAGCUGCGAGGUAGAAAUGGGGGCCGUGUUGCUGCCUUUAGCUUUGACCGUGCAAGUUCUAUGGCAGAGCAGCUAGAAGCAGCUGGCCAGGAGCCCCUUGAUUUCUCUUGCACAAUCAUGGUUCUUGGUAAAACGGGUGUUGGCAAAAGUUCAACUAUCAACUCAAUAUUUGAUGAAGUUAAGUUUGGCACUGAUGCUUUUCAGGUAGGGACAAAGAAGGUUCAGGAUGUUGUGGGAACUGUGCAGGGGAUCAAGGUAAGGGUUAUUGACACACCAGGCCUUCUACCUUCAUGGUCAGACCAGCGCCAGAAUGAGAAAAUCCUCCUGUCUGUGAAACGGUUCAUUAAGAAAACACCCCCUGACAUUGUUUUGUAUCUUGAUAGGUUGGAUAUGCAGAGCAGGGAUUUUGGUGACAUGCCAUUAUUGCGCACUAUCACUGAAAUAUUUGGACCAUCAAUAUGGUUCAAUGCGAUUGUGGUUCUGACCCAUGCUGCAGUUGCUCCGCCUGAGGGCCCAAAUGGUACUGCUACGAGUUAUGAUAUGUUUGUCACUCAACGGUCUCAUGUUGUCCAGCAAGCAAUUCGCCAGGCAGCUGGAGAUAUGAGGCUAAUGAACCCUGUCUCUCUGGUGGAGAACCACUCAGCAUGCAGAACAAACAGGGCUGGUCAGAGAGUGUUGCCAAAUGGUCAGGUUUGGAAGCCUCACUUGCUACUUCUUUCCUUUGCGUCCAAAAUUUUGGCUGAAGCAAAUACGCUUCUAAAGUUGCAAGAUAGUCCACCUGGAAAGCCUUUUUCUAAUCGAGUUAGAGCACCUCCUUUACCAUUCCUUCUUUCAUCCCUUCUCCAAUCCAGACCCCAGGUGAAACUUCCAGCUGAGCAGUUUGGGGAUGAUGAUGACACUCUGGAUGAUGAUUUGGAUGAGUCUUCAGAGUCUGAUGAUGAAUCAGAAUAUGAUGAAUUGCCUCCAUUUAAACGGUUGACCAAGGCCCAGCUGGCAAAGCUUACUAAAUCUCAGAGGAAGGCAUAUUACGACGAACUAGAGUAUAGGGAAAAACUUUAUAUGAAGAAACAGUUGAAGGAAGAGAAAAAGAGACGGAAGAUGAUGAAGAAAAUGGCAGCUUCAGCUAAGGAUUUGCCUAGCGAGUAUAGUGAUAAUGUUGAAGAAGAGAGUGGUGGUGCAGCAUCUGUGCCAGUUCCCAUGCCGGACUUGGCCUUACCUGUUUCUUUUGAUUCUGAUUACCCAACUCACCGGUAUCGUUGCCUUGAUUCUUUGAACCAGUGGCUUGUGAGACCUGUCUUAGAACCUCAUGGUUGGGAUCAUGAUGUUGGUUACGAAGGCAUAAAUGUAGAGAGAUUAUUUGUGGUUAAAGACAAGAUACCUGUAUCUUUCUCUGGCCAGGUCACUAAGGAUAAAAAGGACACUAACCUCCAAAUGGAAAUGGCAAGUUCGGUGAAGCAUGGCAAAGAGAAAGCAACUUCUUUGGGUUUUGAUAUGCAAACCAUCGGAAAGGAGAUUGCAUACACUUUUCGCUGUGAGACCAUGUUUAGCAAUUACAGGCAAAACAAGGCAAUGGCUGGUCUUUCAGUAACUCUUUUGGGUGACUGCUUAACAGGUGGAGUGAAAGUCGAGGACAAGUUGAUGGUUACAAAACGAGGCCGGUUGGUUGUGUCUGGGGGUGCCAUUUUUGGUCGUGGUGAUGCUGCUUAUGGUGGCAGCUUGGAAGCCACCUUGCGAGAUAAAGAUCAUCCUUUGGGCCGUUUUUUAACGACUGUGGGGCUAUCUGUCAUGGACUGGCAUGGAGACCUUGCCAUUGGAUGUAAUGCACAGACCCAAAUCCCUGUUGGACGAUUUACGAACUUGAUUGGCCGUGUCAAUUUUAAUAACAGGGGGUCGGGACAAGUUAGCGUUCGCUUGAAUAGCUCGGAACAGCUUCAAAUAGCCUUAGUUGGCCUAAUUCCACUUCUCAGAAAGCUGCUUGGUUAUUCUCAAGCGGUGCAGUUUGGACAAUGA